AUGGGGAGAUGCCACCAGAUACCAGCUUCAUCUGGACAAGAAGUUCAGAAGGGGACGGUGGAUCAGCAGGUUGUAGGGCACAAAGUGAGUAAAUUUACCUGUAGUCCCACCUGCAGUGGAAAUUGUUUCUACAGCUGGUUCAGAGAUGAUCAUCGCUGGAUCCCAGACCACCGGUACACAGGGGGAGGUUACUGGCAGAGCACUCCAACUAACCUAGGAUGUUCAACUACUGCCACAGUUUGGAUCAAAUCCACCAGAUCAUCUAUUCAGGACAGAUACUCCUGUAAUAUCAGUAACUACAUCCAGCCUCCUUCAGAUUGUGAACUGGGUGAGAAACAGUGGGGAGUCACUUACACUCCUGAUAGUGUGUGUGCUCUGGAAGGUUCAUCAGUUCGUCUCUCCUGCUCCUAUAAAUACCCUGGAGGACUCAGAGUGACUGAAUCAUUCUGGUUCAUUAAUGAGCAGCAUGUAGAUCUGCGAGAUGAUGAUCAGUAUAAGGGGAGAGUGCAGUAUUACCAGACUCAGCUCUACCACACAGUGAGAAUCACUGAUCUGAGAGCGAGCGAUUCUCAGAUAUAUAAGUUCAGAUUCAUCACUGAUGAUCCUGGUGGUAAAUACAUUGGCAGCUCUGGAGUCAGUCUGUCUGUCACAGGUGUGUUUGAAAGUCUGCAGGUGAAAGUGGAAGGUGCUGCAGCUGCUCCUGCAGAAGGACAGACAGUAACACUGACCUGUAGCUCGAUGUGUAGCUCUCAGUCCUACUCCAUCUACACCUGGUACAGGAACGGACAGCCUGUAUCUGAGUGUAGAUCUGCCUCCUGCUCUGUAGCUGUGUUUAGUGGAGAGAUCAGCUACAGCUGUGCUGUUGAAGGUCGCGGUCUCCGCUAUGAUGCAACUCCAAAACCUGGAGACGACACGUACACAGCUCUAAACCUCGCCACCACCUCGUCCUCUGAGUACGACACUCUGACACAUGCAACACACUCCCCCAGUGAUACCUACUCAACCCUGAACCCUGCAACCAGGACAUCAUCUGAGUACGACACUUUGACAGUUGUUGGUCCUCCCUCGGUGCAGAGCGGAGCUCCAGACGAGGAGAAUAACUAA
Messenger RNA from Astyanax mexicanus (Mexican tetra), 1104 nucleotides. RefSeq lists its product as uncharacterized. The transcript has 8 exons. Lineage: Eukaryota; Metazoa; Chordata; Actinopteri; Characiformes; Acestrorhamphidae. The record is from RefSeq and is a predicted model, not a curated record. Bases 1 to 1104 code for a protein of 367 amino acids.